UUAUCAUAUAGUGUUGGACAUGCUGUAUAAGGAUCCAAAAAAUGUUGGAAUUACAUGUAAAUAAGUUUAGCAUGUUAUCAAGCCGGAAUAUAGUACUUUUAUUUUUACUAAUCGUCAGAUUAUCUAUGCUUCAUUGUAUGGAGGACCCAUGUCACAGUGACAUAGAUGAACGCUUAAACAUCACUUUCAACACUUCCACAACAUUUAAUCUAGCUAACGUUAGCGACAUUGGAAAGUACAACAUUCAUGUAACAUUUUCAUGGAAUGUCGAAGGAGAUGAAGACUAUGAUGGCUUUUUAUAUAAAUUUGAAGACAGGGAUGAUGUUUUGAACGGAGUUCAAAAGAGAAAAAGUUCAACUAAAAUGCGUUUUAGGCCGUUCGGCUCUAGAGGAUUCAGCAGAAUUAUCCCUGCAUGUAAAAAAGCAACAGGAAAAGAGAUAUGGAUUAGUACUAACGGUACAGAAAAUCAAUGUGAAAUGCCAUGUUUAGAAUAUAUAACCAAUGAAUGCAGAUCCGAUGAGCUGUGCAAUUUACUCAAUAGCGGAUAUAUAUCAGUACCAAAGAGUGUUCGAAAUGUAACAUUAACUGGAAAGUUUGGAAGAGUGUAUGACUUAAAAAUGAAAGCAUAUCGAGGUAAAACAAUUGGAAAAUACUUCGAUGUUGAAAACCAUGAUUUACCGUCUUCUGAUCCAAUAUAUUGCAACAAUAAAUUAAUUGAAGAAAUCGGCAUUGAGAAAGACAUAGCAUUUGAAUUUUGCAAAAAAGAGCAAAAGAUUGCAGAUUUAGUAUCUUCCUCCGGCCCACCAGCCGACUUCGAAGAGGUACGGAUCUCUCGAAAUUUAGAGACCAAUAGGGGAGAAAUUGUGUUUCGCUGGCACUCGCCAUACGAUAUAUCACAUCGAACAACAUUGAAUGCGUUUGAUGUAUCAGUAACUGAUGGUAUAUUGAAGCAGACAAGAGUAAUAGCAUUACAAAACAACACUGAACAUUAUUAUGAAGAUAUUGUAUCUAACAUAAAGUUUGGAAAGAAAGGUGUAAUAACUGUGACGCCUAUAUUCACAUCAAAUUGCAAAGAAAAUGGUAGUUUAUUUGAAUGCGUCAAUCACGGAGUGUCGAGACUCCACACUUUCUUCGUCGAAGAUAUUGACGCGUGUGCAAACAGAAACGAAGAAAUAAGAUAUUGUGACAGUAUUGCAUCUUGCUAUGAUUUGGCACCAGAAAACACGACAGCGGCAAUUUGUUCUUGUCCUGCUGGAUAUGAUGGCAACGGAGUGAAUAACUCAUUUGAAUCAGGAACUGGAUGUUUCGAUCACGACUCGUGCUCUGCUGAUGAUCAUAAUUGCGUUUCGGAAGCCAUAUGUAAGGACCUCCCCCCUCCUGAUUAUAGUGCGAUCUGCACGUGCCCAUCAACACAUAUUGGCGACGGACAAAUCAAUGGAACAGGCUGUACCUCCCUGUCAUUGGUACUUGGACUUGGCGUCGGGUUACCUUUAGCAAUUUUAACAGUAUUGUUGUUAUGGCUUGCUGCAUGGAGACUUAAAGUGACAAAAAAAAGAGAAAUUGAGCUGAAACUCUCCAAGUUCAUUGUAACUAAAGAGACGAAUAAUAUUAUGAAAAAUGGAAAUGCCAAUGGACAUGCGCAAAAAACGGCAACCUUGGGCAUAUUUGGUGAAAAAUGGGAGAUCGAUAGAAAUAAUCUUGAGUUCAAAGAGGUGAUUGGAAGAGGUAACUUUGGUGUUGUUCAUAAAGCACUUUUGAAAACGCCAGCAGAAGAAAAAGUAGUCGCUGUUAAAUCGAUACCAGAAACUUACGACGAGUCUGGGAAAAAUGCGUUUUUAGCAGAAAUAGCCUUGAUAUCAAAUAUUGGCACCCAUCGGAAUAUAAUGGGGAUUAUCGGAUGUUGCACCAUAGGCGAUUCACCACUUUGCUUUGUCACAGAUCUUAUGAAAUAUGGGGAUCUUCUGCAUUUUCUUUGGAAUGCCCGAGAGGAAUCAAAGCGGUCACAGGACCCGGCGUACUGCUUGACAGAACUAGAUAUUCAUAAGAUUGGAAAAGAAGUUGCUGAAGGAAUGCAAUAUUUAACGAAUCUCAAAAUCAUCCACGGCGACGUGGCAGCAAGAAAUAUUCUUAUAGGAGAGAAUUUGUUAUGUAAAAUAUCGGAUUUUGGAUUGGCGAAUGACGUAUAUAGGUAUGGGGCGAUAAAAGAAGCUUGGGAGAAACGUGUUCCGAUCAAGUGGGUCAGUCCGGAACGUAUGAUGGAUGGAAAAGUACCAAUAACAUGGAGAAGUGACGUAUGGUCGUAUGGAGUACUCUUAUAUGAAAUUGUGACAUUGGGCGCAUCUCCAUAUCCCGCAAUACCUCAAGAAGAAAUAUUCCAAUUUCUGGAACGCGGAGACAGAAUGGCAAGACCUUUAACUUGCAGUGAAACUCUAUAUGGAAUUAUGCUCAAAUGUUGGAAGUGGACUCCUUCAAGUCGUCCAACUUUCAAACAACUGGUUAAAGACAUGGAUAUAGCGAUGACGUCGGGAGACGAAUUCCGAGAGAUUUCUGAAAUGGUGACAUCCUUAGACGUUGAAGCAUAUCAAUCAGAAAUUGCCUUUCGGAAUGGUGUUGCUUCUGCUUGAUUUAUUGCUCUUGAGUUGGCGAUAAUCAAAAUUUCAGUCAAAUGUCUGGUUGGUUCUCGAUGGAAUUGACACUGCAAAGGUGUUGAUCUGGAAUUUAAAAUGCACAAAUUAUAUAGACUGCGCCAUGAAUCUUGGAAAACAAACAGUGCGCAGGAUUUUGUCAUCUAUUUCGUAAUGAUCAAUGACUAAGGAAAAUGGGGUCAGUUCAGGUAGAGGCUAAUUUUGGCCGAUCCAUAAGUAUGUGGAGUAUACCAAUAUAUAAGUAACUAAUGUUGUUCGCCUACUUUACAUCAAGUUGUGUAAUUGGACGAAAGGCUAUGGAAAGGGGGUAUAUUUACUUGCCUAACACAAACAGUCCCCGGACUCGUAAUAGAACUGAAAUAAGGAAAAUCGGAAUAAAAUCAUGGCCUAACCUUAACCUGGUACACAUACUACGGGAGUACCCAAUUUUGUUUAUAUGUACACAACAAAAAGGGAUACUCGAAAGUUGAAAAUGUUCAAAAUUAUUGCUCAACCGAUUGAUAUAAAUUUAUAAUUCAUGCGUUUAUUCUUCAAUUGUACUUAUAUCAUUGUCAAAUAUCGAUUCCAGUUGUUGUCAACAUCAGCACUUUUUUUCUGUUCAGCAGAUUUAUUUGUUAACUACCUCGCAUGCAGCAUACUGUAUUCAAAUUCAUUUUCUUCAAUUUACUAAUUAUUGGACGUAGAAAUUAGUUUAAUCAUAAUAAAACGUUGAGUAUUUAUUACCUUCCUUUCAUACAACUGAGUUUGAUUUUUUCUGUGUUAUUUCUAUGAUAAAAAGUUAGCGGUCACAGAAAAAAAUAUUUGCAAUCGAAAGUAACAAAAAACUGUGUGAUGUUCAACUCAUAUAUACACCAGCUUUAGCAAAGUUCGUUUUUUCUGCUGUGUCAGUGUUAGGCAAUAAAAUUAAAUUCAGACACAAAAACGAGCAAAAUAUUUCACUAAUCAAUUUUAG
Styela clava is the source of this 3597-nucleotide messenger RNA. RefSeq lists its product as uncharacterized. Gene Ontology annotation, biological process: positive regulation of kinase activity; cell surface receptor protein tyrosine kinase signaling pathway; multicellular organism development. The record is from RefSeq and is a predicted model, not a curated record. Gene Ontology annotation, molecular function: ATP binding; transmembrane receptor protein tyrosine kinase activity. Lineage: Eukaryota; Metazoa; Chordata; Ascidiacea; Stolidobranchia; Styelidae. Gene Ontology annotation, cellular component: signaling receptor complex; plasma membrane.